Colletotrichum aenigma is the source of this 1014-nucleotide messenger RNA. RefSeq lists its product as uncharacterized. Gene Ontology annotation, molecular function: catalytic activity. Gene Ontology annotation, biological process: nucleoside metabolic process. Lineage: Eukaryota; Fungi; Ascomycota; Sordariomycetes; Glomerellales; Glomerellaceae. The transcript has a single exon. Bases 1 to 1014 code for a protein of 337 amino acids. The record is from RefSeq and is a predicted model, not a curated record.
AUGAGCGCCGUCCGAUGUAUGCUCGACCGAGAACACCCCAGACUAGCGACAAAGGAAGGCGAUUCGAACAUAUACGUCCUGGGUGAGCUCAGUGGCCACGACGUGGUGCUCGCGUGCCUCCCCGGAAGUCAAGGGAAAGGCGCGGCGGCGACGGUAGCCACGAACAUGGCCCGCACCUUUCCUUCUAUCAAGUGGCGGUUCUUCGUCGGUAUUGGCGGAGGGGUUCCCAGCAAAAAGCACGACAUCCGUCUAGGCGACGUCGUGGUGAGCAUGCCCGAGGGUCAAUACGGCGGCGUCGUCCAAUACGAUCUGGGAAGGGAAACGGAGGCUGGCUUCGUGCUGAAGGGGUUUCUCUCGCCGCCGCCUCCUCUCUUGAGGAGUGCUGUCGUGAAGAUGCGGUUGGACCAUUUCCUUAGCGAAAACAAGGCUGAGGAGUUCUUGUCAGCAAUGCUACGGAAGGGACGUCGCUUGUCCGUCUACCAGCGGCCACCCAGCAGUCUUGAUGUUCUGUUCGAAGCGGACUAUUCUCACGACCCCAUAAAAACCACAUGCGAGACAUGCGACGGACAAAAACGUGUUCGCAGGACUCCUCGCGAUUCCGAGGGGCCCGAGAUACACUACGGACUGGUUGCUUCCGGCGAUCGCGUCGUGAGGAGUAUUGUCAAGAGAGACGAGAUCAUUCGCAACCUGGGCGACGUGCUGUGCUUCGAGAUGGAGGCGGCCGGGCUGAUGACCGAGUUCCCCUGUAUCGUCAUUCGCGGCAUCUCUGACUACGCCGACUCUCACAAGAAUGACGACUGGCAGCACUACGCGGCUGCAACUGCCGCUGCGUGCACCAAAGAGCUGCUUACCUAUGUAGACCCGACGGUGGUUCCUGCCGUGUCUGUUAUGUCGGCACCGUCCACAGACGUGGCGAUAAGUCGCGACAAGUCGGUCGCUAGUUUCCACGGCACUGGCAUCCAACAUUCUGGCUCCGGCAAUUUCUCCGUCGGAAAUAAUCUAAACAUUAGGUGA